AUGGCCGAUUACGUCUACGCGUCAACUGUUGGAAGAGGGCACGGACGCGCUCAGUCGGAAACCCUCUCCAUGUGCAACCCCAACCUGGCUCCCGACAAGACAAGCGUUGGAGGAAACUUGAGUACGGAUCUAUCUCUUCUCAGCUCGCCCUUCCGAUUAGACCGGAGUCAACGCGGGAGAGCCGUAUUUCUCGCCAACGUUGGCAAGAAGAGGAAGCAGGUACGGAUGGAGAGGGCUGACAGCGAGUGUAUGGACCGCGUACCUCCGGGCAGCCGGAAGAAGCACGAUGUAUCCUGCUCCGCAAAAUCUCAUGAGAAUGCUCGGGCUGGCUGUGUAGUUCUUGCCACAGGUGACGCCGAGUCCACACAGUCUGUAUCGCCGUUGCAUAUGCUGAUCCACGGAGGCCCGAGCAAACAAGGAAUCGAGUCUCAUCAGUCGCCGGUUCCAUCUGUUGUGGAUCUGACCACCCCAGAACGGCGGGCGUCCUGUUCUUAUCCCACGCCAACCUCCAGCCCAGUGCACGACGACCCUUUCCAGUCACAACCCACACCGGUGGCCACUCGCACAGAGAUCCCAUCGUCAUGUUAUUCCAAGGCGAGCCAGGUGGAAGCUCCCGUGCAGCGGCCUCUGGUGUCGACAAUAGCGAGGGCACGGCCAUAUGCAAAUCGCGUCCGGCAACGGCCUGACGAAGUGCGCCCUCUCCCAGAGUUCUUGCCGCAGCGCAGCCAGUCGAGCUUUACGACACAUAUCACAGACGACCUGGACAAGUUCACACCACAAAUGCACCAUUUCCGGCCGGCAUGUGUUGCGCGAGACGUCAAGGUGCUGGAGCGAGGAUACUGGCAAUUUUGGGUCAGACUAGUGGAGACACUCCCAAAGCCGACACUGAAACUGCUGGGGUCCACAGCGCGCAGGAAGCAUGAUGUGGCAGACAACAACCCGCCCAAACACGCACUUUGGACGGCAGAUGAGUUCGUCAAGGCAUGGGAAAAUGUUGCAAGGACGAUCGAACUGGGAAAAGUCGGCUGGGGUACCUGGAUCGCGAAAGACUCUGCAGAUGACAGUCUCUGGAGGAUCAGGGUGUUCACAUGGGGCGAGACUCUUGCGCACAUCUGGUUCAUGCUGUUCUGGCAAUCGGACAAGCUUACAGGGAUGGUAUCGAUGCAUUGGAUAGCAGCCGAUGGCCAGGUGGUUGUGCAGAUGACUCCGGGGACGAACCUGAGUGGUUGUUGGGAGAGGAAGGGCGCUGAUGGAGCACACGGAGUAUGGGGUUUUACACGAAGCUGA
Molecule: messenger RNA, 1287 nt
Organism: Cladophialophora carrionii CBS 160.54
Lineage: Eukaryota; Fungi; Ascomycota; Eurotiomycetes; Chaetothyriales; Herpotrichiellaceae
Exons: 1
Coding region: 1-1287 (428 amino acids)
Source: RefSeq, a predicted model, not a curated record